GGCUGCGCCGCCGGCCCGCCCCCGCCUCCCAAGGAAGGGUGCCCGGGAGCGAGCGGGCUCGGUGGCAGAGCCUCGUCCCGUGAAGCUGGGCGGGGAAGGGGUCGGGUGGAGCGUUACCUCGGUGGUGCCUGAGCUAGAGAGUGGGUCAGGCAGCAGCAGGGCCGCGAUCCCCGCUCCCGGAGCCGCUGGUCGCCACGCAGCCUCCCCCGAGGUGGAACGCGGGUGUCCGGUGUUGCCCCCUCCCCGGUGACCUGGGACUGGCCGGGACAGAGGCUGACUCGCUCGGACUACAACUCCCAGCGUGCUCUGCGGCCGGCGCGGUGACGUCAGACGCCGUGCUCUCUUUAGGCCACUUGUACCCGGAUGUAGGUCCCUUUCCCUCCCCGGAAGAUGGCGGGUGAGAAGGCAGCCAGUGAGAAAAAGCCCAAGAAGAAGACGGGUGAGAAGGCGCCGGCUGCGCCGAAGGCAACCCAGAAGGAUGCGGGCGAGAAGAAGAAGAAGGUGAAGAAGCAUCAUGCCAGCCGCAACCCUGUCCUGGCACGGGGGAUCGGGAGAUACUCCCGGUCAGCCAUGUAUGCCAGAAAAGCACUGUACAAGCGCAAGUACACUGCUCCAGAAACAAAGAUAGAAAAGAAAAAGAAAGAAAAGCCACGUGCGACCAUCACCAAGCCAGUUGGUGGGGACAAGAAUGGAGGCAGCCGUGUGGUUAAAAUCCGCAAAAUGCCCAGAUACUAUCCCACUGAAGAUGUUCCUCGCAAGCUUUUGAGUCACGGCAAAAAGCCCUUCUGCCAGCACAAGAGGCGGCUGCGAGCCUCCAUCACCCCAGGAACCGUCCUGAUCCUGCUGACCGGGCGUCACAGAGGCAAGCGUGUCGUCUUCUUGAAGCAGCUUGGAACUGGCCUUUUGCUUGUUACAGGACCCUUGGCUGUCAAUCGUGUCCCUCUGCGUAGGGCCCAUCAGAAAUUUGUUAUUGCUACAUCUACAAAGCUUGAUAUCUCUGGAGUGAAAAUUCCCAAGCAUCUCACUGAUGCCUACUUUAAGAAGAAGAGGCUGCGUAAGCCCAAGCACCAGGAAGGCGAGAUCUUUGACACCGAAAAAGAAAAAUACGAGAUAACAGAGCAACGCAAGACAGACCAGAAGGCAGUGGAUUCGCAGAUCCUCGCGCGAAUCAAGAAGGUGCCUCAGCUCCGUGGGUACCUGCGUUCUACAUUCUCUCUCUCAAAUGGAGUCUAUCCUCACAAACUGGUGUUCUAACUGUUCUGAAAGCACCAUAUUAAAUUUGAAGGGAAAAAAGAAA
Molecule: messenger RNA, 1297 nt
Organism: Columba livia (rock pigeon)
Lineage: Eukaryota; Metazoa; Chordata; Aves; Columbiformes; Columbidae
Gene: RPL6
Product: ribosomal protein L6
Exons: 7
Coding region: 391-1254 (287 amino acids)
Biological process (GO): ribosomal large subunit assembly; cytoplasmic translation
Cellular component (GO): cytosolic large ribosomal subunit; ribosome
Molecular function (GO): structural constituent of ribosome; RNA binding
Source: RefSeq, a predicted model, not a curated record